ACGUCUGCAGCUCAGUGGAUUACUUCCAGCCUCGUAGGACGGCUUACAUUUUAAAUGUCCCCGUGGCCGCUUUGAAGGAGGAGUUCGCUCGAGGACUGGAUGUGCUCACAAACGCACGAGUGCCAGAUUGUCUGUUUGUUUGUGAGCGCCCCGCUUGUUUAAAACAAGAAGGAGCGAUUCACGUUCGUACAGAGUGGGAUUAACUGAAGACUGCUAAUGGAAAACUGGCUCCAGAAAUUCGUUGGCUUGUCUCUGAUCGGUACUGACGCGUGACGGGAAAUUAAGGAAGGACACAUAGCAGUGGACAAACAAAGAGAAUACCUCCCUUUCUUGCACACAUCUCCUAGACUAGCCCAUGACAUACAGCAGCAGCAAAGCUGCACUAAAGCAAUUCAGACGGUAACCUCCAAUUGAAGGAAAUCACUCAUCUGUGAAGAAAACGCAACCAUAAGGAAGCAGGAGAAACGCCUGAAAAGGGAUUUUUGUUGUUAAAACAUUUGGUUAUUCCAGACACUCCUGUUUUGUUUUUUUUUUCCUUUUUUGUGGAAAACAGAGUGCUCAUUUUCUGAAAUAGUUGGGAAGGAGGAAAAAAGACCUGUUGUAUAAUUAACAGAAUGCUAUUCUAGCCACUGGAUACAGAUAUCAAUUUGUAGAGCAGUUCAAGCACUCUACAAAGAGCCUAAUUUUAGAAACGACACACUGAAAUUGUGGUUGCAUGAAUUGCUACUUUUAUGUGUUUGUUUUUUCUUUCUUUUUUUUUUUUUUCUUUAAUUUUGAGGUCUGACAUUUGGGAGAAGUUUUUUGGAGGUUACCGAAGAGUGUGAUCUCCUGCAUAAUCCUGGAUAUUUUAAAAAUAUUCAUCUGCUUGCUGUUGGAUGGUUUGGAUGUAAGCAUUCCAAAUAUUCCUUCUACAUAUUUUCACCUUUCGCCGGAUUACAAACUCCACUUUUCUCUUUGCUUUGAUGUAUUUAUCCCAAGAACUUGAAAAUGAAGCCUCUGACACCCAUAGGUUCUCCCUCUCCUCUGAGGCUCCUGAACAAGGGUCCAGAGUACCUCCGCAGGCAAAUGGACAGUGGCAGCCGAGCACGCUCCGUCAGCGCCGUUGAGCGGCUGGAGGCGGACAAGGCCAAGUAUGUCAAAAGCCAACAGGUCAUCAACAAUAAGCAGGAGCCAGUGGUCAUCCCAUGUGCAACACCACCUCCCCAGCCCAGGAGGCCAUUUACGGUGCCAUGUGCUACACCGCCACCUCCUCCCCGGAGGCCUUUCACUGUACCUUAUGAUACACCUCUUCUCCAGUUGAGGAAACCUUUCUUCUUCGAGGAUGAUGACAUUUUUGAAGACCUCACUGCCAAAAAAGAGAAUCGGGUUUUGCUCCAGCAAAAUGAAAAGAAUUCCCCAAUUACUCCUACUGACCAAACUGUCCCUGUGAUGAGGAGGACAUCAGCUAAACGAAUGCUGAGGCCUGACUCUUUGAUCAUUUACAGGCAGAAGCGAGAGUGCAAAACUCCCAACAGUGAGACUAAAGGGUACAGCUUUGUGAGGCGCUUGUUUCAAGGAUCCAUGAGAGAGAAGAACCACCCAGAGAUCCCCAAGAUGCCAAUAGUCGAGGUGAAAGUCCCAGCUAAAGAAGAAGAUUCUCGAAUGUCUUGGACCAAUGAAAAAGAAGUCUCCAAAAGUGACCACGAGGACAGGCAAGUACUUGAGUCCCCACCAGGCAGCCCUCUGAUUCGGUCUUCAGAGCAGGUCUCUAAGACCACCAGUGGCACUGAGGCGGACAAGCCCGCCAUUUUACGGAGACGAGGUUUACAGCGUUCCAAAUCCGAUCUUCGCUUGCGGUACUCCUUGGCAUUGUCUGAGAAAGAACGUUUCUUUAAUUACUGUGGGCUGGACCCAGAAAUGGUGGACAGGCUGGGCCUGGAGAACUUCUUCAUUGCUAACUCUGACACCGUCUCGCUGAUUCUGCGCAGUGUCAGUGUGGACGGCUCGGAGAUGAGCGAGUUUUCCCGACGGAGUGGAGAAGGACUGUUUGAGGAAGAACUGACUGAACAAAUCCCCUCCGUGGUGUCGGUAAUUGAGCGGAAUGCUCGGGUUAUUAAGUGGCUCUACGGCUGCCGGAAAGCAAAAGAAACCCCAAAAGAGUCCACAGUGUGAUGGCUGGAUAAGCUGAAUCUGUAAAUGUAGUUAGAACUGGAAUUAGUAUUUAAGUACAUUUGUAUGUUUAUUUGAAUUUACAGAUGCACUAUAAGGAAAUAUUAUUUACAUGUAGCGCUGAAACAUUUUUUGCCUUUUUAUGUGAGAUCAUUUCUUUGUAUCAACUCUCGCAGUCUUCACUUUUCAUAGAAGUGGGUGUGGUUUGUAUAUUAAUGAGGCAGCAUGCAAAUGAAGCGCUUUCAUAAGGAAAGAAGCACCACCUGAGCUAAAUGUGAAUGGCAACCUUGGCAGUAAUUGUGGUGUACACCACACACUGCACCUCCUCUCACUUUCCUUUUUGUUUUGUUGUUUUCAUUUUUGACUGUGGCUUUUUUUUCCCUAUCAAAUGGGGGCACAAUGUCCAUUUAAAUUGUUCAAGCCCUAAUUGAUUUGCUUCUCAGGUGGAUCUAAUGUGUGUUUAACAGAGUGACCGAAAUGUGGAGCGUUUCAGUCACUGACCAUCCCGAGCCUCUAAGCUCCGGGUUUUAAUAUGCAGACAAAAAUCUUACUCUUUCAGAAUCUUUGUUAGAUAGUUGGUUAUUUUAUUUAGUAAAUAUAUGUAUAUAUUGAUGUGUAUAUAUAAAGUAUGACUUUAAA
Molecule: messenger RNA, 2787 nt
Organism: Polypterus senegalus (gray bichir)
Lineage: Eukaryota; Metazoa; Chordata; Cladistia; Polypteriformes; Polypteridae
Gene: fam110d
Product: family with sequence similarity 110 member D
Exons: 2
Coding region: 988-2151 (387 amino acids)
Source: RefSeq, a predicted model, not a curated record